Dryobates pubescens (Downy woodpecker) is the source of this 1334-nucleotide messenger RNA. It is a transcript of the gene PIN4, whose product is annotated as peptidylprolyl cis/trans isomerase, NIMA-interacting 4. Gene Ontology annotation, molecular function: peptidyl-prolyl cis-trans isomerase activity; DNA binding. The record is from RefSeq and is a predicted model, not a curated record. NCBI's taxonomy places the organism in Eukaryota, Metazoa, Chordata, Aves, Piciformes, Picidae. Bases 55 to 444 code for a protein of 129 amino acids. The transcript has 4 exons. Gene Ontology annotation, biological process: rRNA processing.
GCCCGGCGCGCCGCGGGCAGCCCGGGGACCUCGGCGGGGCCUGACGGCGGCAAGAUGGCGCCCAAGAAGAAAGGCGGCGGAAAAGGGGGAAAGAGCGGCGGCGAUGACAGCGGCGGCAGCGAGGGCAAGGCCCAGGGCCCGAAGGGAGGUGGCAACGCUGUAAAGGUGCGGCACAUCUUGUGUGAAAAGCACGGCAAGGCCAUGGAGGCCAUGGAGAAGCUGAAGUCCGGGCAGCGCUUCAGUGAGGUUGCCUCGCAGUACAGCGAGGACAAAGCCAGGCAAGGGGGAGACUUGGGGUGGAUGACCAGAGGCUCCAUGGUUGGACCUUUCCAGGAAGCAGCAUUUGCCUUGCCUGUGAGCAGCAUGGACAAGCCAGUGUACACAGACCCUCCUGUCAAAACAAAGUUUGGGUACCACAUUAUCAUGGUGGAAGGCAGAAAAUAAAGUGUGAGUGACUUGUUGAAUGCUUGAAUCCCAAGAGCUUCCCAGACACCUUGGCCUGGAGAGGUAAAAGGUCCCCUAGAGAGGUAAAGUGUGCCCUGAGGAGGUGAAAUGAGCCUCUCCCUGUUGUUAGCAGGUUUGCCUCCUGCUUUGCCCAGUGGAGGCACUGCUCUGGCCACAUAAAUAAAGCUUUUAUCUGUGGGUGUAAACGGUCUGGUAAGGAUAGGAGGCAUUCACUGGUUUUAAUCUUUAUGCCUCUGUUCAGCAAGAGCAUGCAGACAGCUCCUAGGUGACAGUUUGUGCUCCAGAGCUCAGCCUGGGGCUGGCAGGACAGUCCCUUUGCUGGAAGGUCGGUGACAGUACAACAAAGGGCUUGUCUGUGAGGGACUAAGCUUGUGGGCCUGACUGGGGGUCAGGGUGGUGCUAGGGGGACCAGGCUGGGCAGUGGUGAGGACUGGGGAGCUGGAGAAGGAGCCCUGCAUACAGAAGUACGUGAAACUGCAUCUUACCCAUUUGAAUCUGAGGGAUAAAAUUGUGUGACUUGGGCCUGAAAGAGAGAAAAGACCCCAAACAACUGGGGCUUCCUGUGUGCCCUGCUGCUCAGAGCUCGGUGUGUGGCUGCACCCAGCAGGCUGUGCUGAAGGACAGCAUGAUGGAUGGGAUGAGACAGCAUCUCCCUUCUCCUGCCUCUUGGAGCCUUGGCUCCUGGCAGCUAACUCCCCAGUGCAGCCAGCCCCUUCCUGCUGAAACCAGGCACCUCUCUAGCACAGGCCCUGAGAGCUGCCAGAGGGCUCAGGAAUGAGGAGAAAGCACCAACUAAAGAACAAACAGCCUUUCCCAAGAGAUUCCCAAGGAAGAGGAGAUACCAAAACCAGGGCAGGUGUUUCUCUUCC